This is a messenger RNA of Glycine soja, 1053 nucleotides long. RefSeq names its product gibberellin 20 oxidase 2-like. Gene Ontology annotation, molecular function: gibberellin 20-oxidase activity. Gene Ontology annotation, biological process: flower development; gibberellin biosynthetic process; response to light stimulus. The annotation marks the transcript as partial. The record is from RefSeq and is a predicted model, not a curated record. Lineage: Eukaryota; Viridiplantae; Streptophyta; Magnoliopsida; Fabales; Fabaceae. The transcript is spliced from 3 exons.
AGGUUCUGCCCCACGUGCAACCAAUUUCAUUUGGCCAAAGGAGUACUUGGUGGAUGCACAACACGAGCUCCAAGCACCAGUGGUGGACCUUUAUGGCUUUCUCAGAGGGGAAAACGAGGCUACAAAACAUGCUGCUAAGCUCAUAAGUGAAGCUUGCUUGAAACAUGGCUUCUUCCAAGUGAUCAACCACGGGGUUGAUCCACACCUCAUUCGUCAAGCACAUGAUCAAAUGGACACUUUCUUCAAGCUCCCAAUUCAUAGGAAAUUGAGUGUUCAUAAGACACCCGGUUCCAUGUGGGGCUACUCUGGUGCACAUGCUCAUCGCUUCUCCUCCCAAUUGCCAUGGAAGGAAACCCUCUCUUUCCCAUACCAUGACAACACCUUAGAGCCUGUUGUAACAAACUACUUCAAAUCCACCAUAGGAGAAGACUUUGAACAAACCGGAGAGACAUUCCAGAAAUACUGUGGAGCUAUGAAGCAAUUGGGAAUGAAACUGAUAGAGCUAUUGGCAAUGAGCUUAGGCGUGGAUCGGUUGCAUUAUAGGGACUUGUUUGAAGAAGGGUGCUCUAUCAUGAGAUGCAACAAUUACCCAUCUUGCCAACAACCGAGCCUCACACUCGGGACAGGACCACACUGUGAUCCAACGUCGUUAACCAUACUUCACCAAGAUCAUGUUGGAGGCCUUCAUGUAUUUGCAGACAACAAAUGGCAGACGGUUCCUCCUCGUCUGGAUGCAUUUGUAGUGAACAUUGGAGACACCUUCACGGCAUUAUCGAAUGGGAGAUACAAAAGUUGCCUCCAUAGGGCAGUGGUGAACAAGUACAAGGAGAGGAAGUCCUUGGCGUUCUUUCUAUGCCCAAAAGAAGACAAGUUGGUGAGAGCCCCAAAUGAUAUUGUGAGCAUGGAUGGCACCAAACACUAUCCCGAUUUUACAUGGUCACAUUUGCUUCACUUCACGCAAAACCACUAUAGAGCAGACCAAGCUACACUACCAAACUUCACCAAGUGGUUGUUAUCCUCCAAAACCACACACACUAGCUAGCCAGCUUUUAU